AUGCGAAAAAGCAACGUGGCGGCUGCCUCCGAAGAUUUGAAGAGAAAAGGAGAGAAAAAGAAAAAGUACGCAGCAUUCGCUUCCAGCCUCUUCCAGCAUCCGCACUCUAGCCAAGCUACGUUUUGCAAAGCCAAGAAAACAAGAGAGCUGGAAGAAGCUUCGCCAAGCAAGUCGCCGCAGUCAGGGGCUUGGCUCUCCGAUGACAGCUUGUUCAAGCUCGGUGAGAUGCUCGCCUUGCCACGAGGAGGGCUUGGCAGCAUGAACAGCAACCAAGAGCGAACCAUGGCGUUUCCGGCCCCACGGGCAGCUAAAUUUGACGGCGUGGGACGAUCGACCACGCCGCCCUUGCAACGUCGAAGGGCCAGCAAGCCAGUCGCGCCUCUCGAUGGCGACGCGGGAGACGCCUUGCCUGUCAACCGUGUCAAAGCUGUUUGCGGCAGCUGGGCGGCAGGCGCACCGAGGCUGUCCACGGCUGGUCCUCGGCUUGGCUUCACGUCCGCUUUCGCAUUCGCUUUUUCGCUUUCGGUUUCUCGCUCGUUCUCCUCCUCCGCCGCCGCCAAAUCUCCGAUUGCCAGAGCCUGGCUCGCCCCCAUCCGGGCUACCCUACCGUCGAGCCGCAUCGACGCCUCCUCCUCCCUCGCUGUGCUUUGGCUUGCUUUGCCUGUCUUUUCUUUUUUGUUCGCUGACGCCCUGCUGCGUGCCCUCCCCUCCCAGCUGCAUCGCAGUCCAUAUACCCUCAUAACCUUGGGUGCCUCGUCCGCUCAGCCUGCCGCUGCCGUCCGAAUCCCCCAUCCCUUACUUUCGAUCUAUCCUUGUCGCCGGUCGUUGUGGUCCCUCCAACCCACCAUCAUCACCACCAUCCUCACUGUCGCUGCCCACAUUCACAUCGACAACGUGUUCCUACCGGCACGCUGCUUUCCCACCACUUUCGUCGACCUAUCGACCUCAUCGUCCCACACUCCCGUCCUAGUCUGCAUCUGCAGCGGCUCUACGCUCUUUUCAGCUCGUACCAGCACCGAAAGUCUUGCAUCCUCUCGAUCGCCAUCUACCGCCUCAGCAGUCCUACCGACCGACCGAGAUUGCUCAAGCCCGUCAUCGAGAUCCCCAUCGCGACAUCGUACUGCCUGCCUAGCUGCUUUUCCGCCGAAUAGAGAGCUUGCUUCACGUCAUCCAGCAACAGUCGAGCCCGCCCUGUGGCUAGCAAUCUCACCUGCUAGCUUCAACCCCCACCGGCCGUCUGCUGCACGCUCACCCCUUGCUUCGCCAGUCACCAUGUCGUCGGCAAGCGCCAACCAGCAGCACAAGAACCUCAUCGGCCACCGCAUCGCCGAGGGGCGCCUCGAGCUCGUCCAGGUGCUCGGCCUUGGUGCCUACGGCGUUGUCUACCUCGCCCGAGACCUUCACCAGCACCACGGCGCCUAUGCAUCCACCUCUUCACACCAGGCCUCGGCAUCGCUCUUGGCCGCCAAGGAGGGUCACGCUUCCGGCUACUACGCCGUCAAGUGCCUCAACAAGGUUGGCCUCGAUGCUCGCCAGCGUGCCUUUCAGCGUCGUGAGAUCAUGCUCCACACCAUGGCCUCCAGUCACCCCAACGUCGUCAGCCUUCACCGCGUCAUCGACGACCCACAGGACCCAUGCGUCUACGUCGUGCUCGACUACUGCCCCGACGGCGACCUCUUCAGCAUGAUCACCGAGACGCAGCGCUACAUGCUACCCAGCGCCGUCACCCGCGCCGCCGAGGCACAGGGCAUCGAAGUCGCCUUCACCAGCGAGCGUCUCAAGAUGGACGCCCUCAUCCGCGACGUGUUUGACCAGAUCCUCGACGCCGUCGAGUUCUGCCACCGCAUGGGCAUCUACCACCGCGAUCUCAAGCCCGAGAACAUCCUCUGCCUGCGUGGCGGCGCCAAGGUGGUGCUCGCCGACUUUGGACUGGCAACAGGCGACAAGACCAGCUCCGACUUUGGAUGCGGCAGCACCUUCUACAUGGGCCCCGAAUGCCAGGGCGGCAUCACGCGUCGACUCACCAGCUACAGCACCGCCGCCAACGACGUGUGGUCGCUCGGCGUCAUCCUCGUCAACCUCAUCUGCGGCCGCAACCCGUGGAAGCAGGCGUGCCCCGCCGACGACACCUUCCGCGAGUAUCUGCGCAACCCCGACUUCCUCAAGGAGAUCCUGCCCAUCUCGGACGGCAUCAACUCGAUCCUCAAGCGCGUCUUCACCUUCCGCGCCGAGGCGCGCUGCACCAUCGCCGACCUUCGACGCAUGGUGCGCGGCGUCGACCGCCUCACCGCCACCUCGGCAGAGAUCAAGGCACGCCAGCAGAUGGCACGCCAGGCCGCCGCCGAAGCGCAUGCCGCCCGCCAGGCCGAGAAGGCCGCCGCCGCCGCCGCCUACCGCGAGCAACAGCGCCAGCAGCAGGCCAUGGUCGUUCGCCACGUCGCCGCCGCCCGCAAGCCCGAGAGUGCCCGCGUCGCUCACCACCCGCAGGUCGCCACCUUCGACAAGAUCUCGCAGCCGGUCGUGUAUGCUGAUGACCAUGCUGGUUACGUCGCCCACGGCGAAGCCACCGCCAUCGACGAUGACUCGGCAGCGUAUGAGAACUAUUCGGACUCGGAACUGGACAGCAGCAGCUGCGAGGGCGACGGCUCCUUCUCGCCGUCGGAUGCGCCCGACGGCUCCGACGAGGGUCGCCACCAGCAGGCCUGCGUGGACUGGUCGCGCCACCCGAUCGCCCUCCCUGCACAGGAUCACCUGGACCGCGGCGCCGGGUCCAACUACACGAGCAUGAGCGAUGUGCACGCAUCCGGCGCGAGUGUGGCGCCUUCGACAGCUGCACGUGGAGCGAUGGUGCCGAUGCACAGCUCGACAUCGAUGGACGAGCGCGAGGGCCAGUCGGACGACUGCUCGAGCCGCAGCGGCAGCGGCGAGUCGCGCCGCAGCUCGGCUUCCUACACGGGCCUGCCGCCUACGCCGCAGUUUGUGCCUCACAGCGUCGAGGAGAACGUGCAGCGUGGCGCCGACUACUCGCCCACGCCAGCCAGCAAGUAUGCGGCACCGGGUCAAGUGAGCGUCGUCGGCGGUGCCGAUGAAAGCUUGCUGGUCGGCGGCAAGGCGUCUACGCGCGGUCUCCCCGCCCGCUGGCUGCAGAGCCGCUGGGACCAGGACGCGGCGUCGCUGGCCAAGGUGCAAGAGACCUCGGCCGUGCUUGGCAACUACGCAGGCGGCAGGCAGUAUGCCAGUGUCCCCUCUCGUCGACAGCGCCCAGUGGGGCUGGGUCACCAGGGUGCGCAUCCGCCCAUGCCUGCACCCUACUAA
Moesziomyces aphidis is the source of this 3315-nucleotide messenger RNA. Lineage: Eukaryota; Fungi; Basidiomycota; Ustilaginomycetes; Ustilaginales; Ustilaginaceae. The record is from the annotation of a GenBank genome assembly.